This is a messenger RNA of Dujonia railenensis, 1242 nucleotides long. The record is from the annotation of a GenBank genome assembly. Lineage: Eukaryota; Fungi; Ascomycota; Pichiomycetes; Serinales; Debaryomycetaceae.
AUGAACUACUACCACCUUUCUUCUGUCAGCUGCGUAAUGAAGUUGUAUACCGUACCUUCAACUAGGGCUGCGUUGAAAGUAGAACUUAGAAACAAUGCGCGACUUGGUCCGCUUUGGUACAGAGUGAACGACUCUUCUGUAAACGCAUCAUCUACGUUACCUCAAGAAAUCCAAUCGAAAGAACAAAUCAAUGAGCGAGUUGCAAUUGAGUCCCACGCCCAAGGCUUGAGCUUAAAGUGGAAACAAACCUAUGCAUAUGCCAAGGCGCUCAUGCAUUUCUAUAGACAUGGGGUGUCCAGUGUUUGGAACAACUACUUCAAAGAAUAUAGAGCAUUAAAGAAGAACUUCAAGCUAACAAACAUUGAUAAUCUGGGGGUGCAGCAAAGUAUCAAAAUUCCAUCCUUCACGAAGUUAACUCAAGAGAUGGCACAGCAGUUGUAUAUCUUGGAAAUGGAACGCAAUACACAGAAACAAAUCCAAAAGGAUGAUGCAAAUAUGAUCAAACGAGUGAAAUCACCAUCUGAAGCAGCUCACGCUGGAGUAUCUGAGUUUCAAUUGAACCGCCACCAGUAUCAAAUCUUGCAUCGUACACCCAAGGACUUUGUCAAGAUUCCUAGUUUCGCAGUGAUAUUCAUGAUAUUUGUGGAAACUACACCAUUGCUUUGUUAUUUGCUUCCUGAAAUCACCCCGCUGACGUGUGUUUUGCCAAAUAUAUUGCCCAGGCUAUGGAGCCCAAAAGCUUCAAUCCAGCUUCGUGAUAUGAGAACAAAGGACUCUGCAGACUUGAAGUCAACAGAGGAUGCUGCGCGUCAAACUGCGUUUAACUUGCCGCUUGCUGAAGUCAAAUUGUUGGUUAGUACUUUAAGACUUAAGUCGAAGUACGUCCCUGCGUUCAUGUUCCCGGAAACAGUGUUACGCCGUCGUUUGCAGAAUCAUUACAACUAUUUGAAGGUGGAUGACAGCUUUUUGUCGAAAAAUGGUAACAUUUGGAACUUGACGGAGCAAGAAUUACUAUUGUGCUGCUUGGAACGUAAUAUAGUGCUUGAUAUCAAGCAAGACUCGAAGCUAUUUGGGAAUGGUGAGCAGUAUUUUGAUGAGCUCCGUUUGAAGUUGUUGAGGUGGUUGGCAGAUUUCCCAGAUUACAAUGUUGGCUAUAUCGGCUUAAAUCAUGUUUUGGGAGAGGAAUCGGUAAACGAUACCAAACUUAUUAUGAACUUAUGGAGAGAAGACAAUAAGACCUAA